This is a messenger RNA of Candida dubliniensis CD36, 963 nucleotides long. RefSeq lists its product as uncharacterized. The record is from RefSeq and is a predicted model, not a curated record. The transcript has a single exon. Lineage: Eukaryota; Fungi; Ascomycota; Pichiomycetes; Serinales; Debaryomycetaceae. Bases 1 to 963 code for a protein of 320 amino acids.
AUGCCAUACACAAUAGGAGAUAGAAGAAUAACUUUAGAUUCCAAUCUCUUGGAAUCAGACAAACAGCUUUUAAUCACACACCCCAAAAUAUUCAAGUACUGUCUAAAUAAUGCAGUUUUUAGAUAUAUCAUAAAUUUGAAGAAUCUAGUCCAUUUGUAUCUGGAUAUCAUCACCAUAUAUGCUACCUUGUUGAGAAAAAUCCCCCAUUAUGACGAUGUCACGUUAAUGACAAACAAAUCGAAACUAAAUUUAUUGAAAUUAGAGCAUGACUUUAACGAUAUCUUUGGCCAAUACACUACUAUGCUUGAAUACAAGAAAUUCAAAUCCAGCUGGGAGGACAUAUCUUAUGAGGGAGACAUUGUUCCUUCUGCAUUAUUGAUUAUUGAUGUUGCAUCGCAAGCCUUUGGAACGGUCUAUAAAAGCUUGUCAUGUAUUGAAUUGUUUUUCAAGCAUUACGAUAAUCUCAAAAAGUUGUUGAUUCCUUCACUUGUAGUGAGAACCAAAUCUGUUCUUGAUUCAUUUGCCAAACUUGAACAGUUUCUAAAAUUAAGCUUCCCGGUCGACAAAAUGGCACGAGGUGAGAUUAUUACAUUUGACGAAAGUACUUUUGAAAAUAUGAGAAGAGUUGAAAAAGUCACUAGUGGAAUAGAAAGAGAGUCUAUUAUUCUAGAAACUGUUUUCUUGACAUUCGAUGGGUCGUUAAAACAGUAUACAAGUAUAUUGUUAGGCAAGGCCAUUUUGAAAAGAGAUGUAGCACCAAGAGAUUGUGAGAUUAUAUCGAGAAGAGGAAUUUGCUACCAAGCAGCUGAGCAUGUUGUAACAAUACCCUUAUCAGAAGAUUCACCUAAUAAAAGCAAAAGUGCUAUGGAGUACCUUAGCAAAUACAUUGCGUAUAUUGGAGUUCUGUUACUAAUAUUGAUUAGUGUGGUGUUUUAUAGAUUGUUUAAAGUGUUAUUCGGGUGA